This is a messenger RNA of Scomber japonicus (chub mackerel), 669 nucleotides long. RefSeq names its product RAB42, member RAS oncogene family (gene rab42b). Gene Ontology annotation, molecular function: GTPase activity; GTP binding. NCBI's taxonomy places the organism in Eukaryota, Metazoa, Chordata, Actinopteri, Scombriformes, Scombridae. The coding region runs from base 1 to 669 and encodes 222 amino acids. The transcript has 2 exons. The record is from RefSeq and is a predicted model, not a curated record.
AUGGAUCUGACUUUGUGGCAGUACCAGUUCAGAGUCAUCAUGCUGGGGGACUCCACAGUGGGCAAAUCCUCCCUGCUGAAGCGCUACACUGAGGAUUUGUUCCUGGAAUCCAUCAAUGAGACAGUGGGUGUAGACUUCUACGUCCACUUCCUGGAGGUGGAGCCGGGGGUCCGCGUCAAACUGCAGUUCUGGGACACAGCUGGACAGGAGAGGUUCAGGUCAGUCACCCGCUCUUAUUACCGCAACUCGGUUGGAGGCCUCCUGGUGUUUGACAUGACCAACCGAGCCUCAUUUGAGCAUAUUAAGGAGUGGCAUGCUGAGGUGUGUGAGCGGGUGCAACCACAUAAGGUUCUGUUCGUGCUGGUGAGCCAGAAGAGUGACCGAGAUGCUCAUGGGGAGAGGAUGGUGAGUCGGGAAGAGGCUCAGAAGCUGGCCGGACAGUUAGGGAUGCCCUAUGUGGAGGCCUCUGCCAAGACAGGCUACAACGUGAGGGAUGCCUUUGAGCUCCUCGCUCGACGGAUCUACCAGGGUCUGUUGAGUGGAGAGGUAGAGCUGCAAGAGGGCUGGGAUGGGGUCAAGUGCGCCGCCCCACAGGCUCUGCAGUUACAGAGAGCCAGCCUGAAUAAGCCCAGCACAAUCUCCAAGAACAAGAAGAAGUGCUGUGGUUAA